CUUCUCAUUAGUUUUAUAUAAAAGGUCCAAGUCUCUAUGCUCUAAACUGAAAAAAGAAGACGGACGGAUUAUUAUCCUAUCUACCGGGGCAAAUCGGACUGGCAACGGCUACGCCGACGGGAACCGCAAGACAUAAUCGCAACGGUUUUGCAGCAACGAGCCUUUCGGAAAUUUUGGCGAGCAUUCCUCUCAUUGAGCUUGUUGGUUAAAGAAGAGCUGAAGUAAGGAGUUACCUGAUAUAGAAGAUGAAUAAUACCACAGCAGGAUCUUCCUCAAAAGUAAGACCAGGCUCAUCCCAACCUUCAGAAACCUCCUUAAAGCGUAAACGUGGAAUGUUUCAGAAGGAUUUGCAGCAUAUGAUGUAUGGAUUCGGGGAUGAUCAAAAUCCACUUCCAGAGACUGUUGCGCUGGCUGAGGAUAUUGUUGUGGAGUAUGUCACUGAUAUGGUCCACAAAGCUCAAGAUAUUGCAUCCAAGAGAGGAAAGCUUUUGACAGAGGAUUUUCUCUUUCUAAUCCGGAAGGAUUUGCCAAAACUUAAUCGAUGUACAGAGUUGUUAUCGAUGAAUGAAGAGCUGAAACAAGCCAGGAAGGCUUUCGAGGUUGAUGAAGAGAAACUGGCAUCAAUUGACUGAGGAAGGAACCUACCGGGUUAACAUUGGCGGGAAAAGUGGCUACUCAGUAAGGUCGUUUGGACUCCGUCGUAUUGCAAGGUCUUCGAAGAAGAAAAUGCUCCUGAACUGCCAAUGCCCUCGAUUCUGGUGUUUGUUCGAUUUUAAAAUAGCUGAAAUUUGGAACUAAUGAUGCUGUGACUUGAAGAACGGAAAAAUGUUUUCACUUUGAGCUCUUCAAUCUGUUUAACCAGGAGAGAUAAAGUGAAUUUGUUUUAAUUGAAAUGCUAUAGUUUUUUAUACAAAGAGAUGUGAUAUUUUUCCAUAAAAAUA
Molecule: messenger RNA, 941 nt
Organism: Sesamum indicum (sesame)
Lineage: Eukaryota; Viridiplantae; Streptophyta; Magnoliopsida; Lamiales; Pedaliaceae
Gene: TAF13
Product: TBP-associated factor 13
Biological process (GO): transcription by RNA polymerase II
Molecular function (GO): protein heterodimerization activity
Source: RefSeq, a predicted model, not a curated record